Chroicocephalus ridibundus (black-headed gull) is the source of this 1134-nucleotide messenger RNA. RefSeq names its product FUN14 domain containing 1 (gene FUNDC1). The coding region runs from base 94 to 564 and encodes 156 amino acids. NCBI's taxonomy places the organism in Eukaryota, Metazoa, Chordata, Aves, Charadriiformes, Laridae. The transcript has 5 exons. The record is from RefSeq and is a predicted model, not a curated record. Gene Ontology annotation, biological process: autophagy of mitochondrion. Gene Ontology annotation, cellular component: mitochondrial outer membrane.
GGAGGAGACACCCGCGAAGCGGCGGGCGCACGCGCACUUUGUGGGCGGAGCGAAGCGGCCGCGGGCCCGGCUGCCCUGUCAACACCAGCCAAGAUGGCGGCGCGGAGACCCCGCACCGCCUCAGAACACGACAGUGAUGAUGAUUCCUAUGAAGUGUUGGAUUUAACAGAGUAUGCGCGGCGUCACCAUUGGUGGAAUCGUGUGUUUGGCAGGAAUUCAGGACCAAUUGUAGAAAAAUAUUCCGUAGCUACCCAGAUUGUGAUGGGCGGCGUGACUGGCUGGUGUGCGGGAUUUUUGUUCCAGAAAGUCGGAAAGCUUGCAGCAACUGCAGUAGGUGGUGGCUUUCUUCUGCUUCAAAUUGCUAGUCAUAGUGGAUAUGUACAAGUUGACUGGAAGAGAGUUGAAAAAGAUGUAAACAAAGCAAAAAAACAGUUAAAAAAGCGUGCAAAUAAGGCAGCGCCUGAAAUCAAUACUCUAAUUGAAGAGUCAACAGAAUUUAUCAAACAGAACAUCGUGGUGUCCAGUGGAUUUGUUGGAGGCUUUUUGUUAGGCCUGGCAUCGUAAGGACCUGAAUCGUCUCUUCCCGGUGGCAUUCGUGCCGGCAAAGAACAGUUGUGGUGACGCGCUGUCUUAAAGCAGUGUGGGUCACUGGGCCUUCCAGAGCAGGACGAGUGGACUAGCUAGACAGCUUGGAAGCGCUUACAUUUCAGGCUUUUGCCUCUCGAAGCUUGGCAAAACUAGGAUUUGCUGAAAAACUGUGCAGUGUGUGCUGCUCAUAGCAUUUCUGGGCAAAACUGGUUCAUCUUCAUCAUGACUCUUUUUAUCUAUGACCUUUCAAGAUCUAGCAUUUUUUAAGAUGUUAUUCUUGGAAUGUAGAUAUGUAACCAUACUUUAAGAAUGAAAGCUCCAUUUCUAUGUUUUCAGUUAAAUGUUGUUUAUUUUAAAAGUAUAUUUCUUCAUGCUGUAGUAAAUAGUAUCAAUGACUACAUAAUGUAUAUGAUACUGUAGUUUCAGCCUCGUGGCUGUCCAUGUUCUUUGAAGUCACUGCAAUAAUCUAUCAAUCUGUAAUACCUUUUUACAGAGUAUUAAAUAACAAAGAAUCAUGAGCUUAUUAAAGGUGAAAAUUAACUUUGA